Molecule: messenger RNA, 717 nt
Organism: Lodderomyces elongisporus
Lineage: Eukaryota; Fungi; Ascomycota; Pichiomycetes; Serinales; Debaryomycetaceae
Exons: 1
Coding region: 1-717 (238 amino acids)
Cellular component (GO): mitochondrion
Molecular function (GO): oxidoreductase activity
Source: RefSeq, a predicted model, not a curated record
AUGUUUAGACAGAUUGUCAAUUCAUUCAAACUUUCACCAUCCACUAAACAAGCUACUUCAUCAAUUAAACCUGUAUCCAUCACCAUAUACCACAAUCCCAAUUCACUUACCUCACACAAUUUGUUAAACAAAUUAGUCACAUACAGCAAGUCUGAAACUGCUUCCACUACAUCCACAACAUCCACAACUAGAAAUUUUGAUGCAGCCACACUCACUUCUAUCCCUAGACUCAGACCUUCUGUAAAGUUUAACGUCAAUGUCAUUGCCAACCAACCAAUUGCAAAAGACCACUUUGAUUACAUCAUGUCAAACUUGGACUACCAUCCAGACAACCACGCUAUAAUGUUGCAAUUGUUGGGCAACAAUGGAUUAACAAAUCUGCAACUACUCAAGAAGUUUGAUUUGCAUCACAACUUGAAUUUUGAAAAUGUUGUAAAGAGCAUGAAGAGCCACCAAAGCGCCAAUGGCUCCAGUAUUGGCCCCUUGAUUAUCGACCACAAACACCAUUUGUUGGCUAAUGAUUUCAAGAGCUUUGACAGGAUGAUGGCAAACUACUUGAGCUGUGGAAUGCAAAAUGUUGAUUACAGAAGCGCUAAUGUGAAUACAAAUGUAAUUGCCAAUGGCGAGAGAGACAGACAACAACAACAACACGAACAAAGGCAAAAUAGAGAUGGGGUAGUCCACCCACACUCUGCUGAGUUUGCCGACUUGUUUUAA